Molecule: messenger RNA, 1920 nt
Organism: Ziziphus jujuba (common jujube)
Lineage: Eukaryota; Viridiplantae; Streptophyta; Magnoliopsida; Rosales; Rhamnaceae
Product: UDP-glucose 4-epimerase GEPI48
Exons: 9
Coding region: 375-1424 (349 amino acids)
Biological process (GO): galactose metabolic process; rRNA processing
Cellular component (GO): cytosol
Molecular function (GO): UDP-glucose 4-epimerase activity; RNA binding
Source: RefSeq, a predicted model, not a curated record
UCCAGCUAAUUCUCCAUCUUUCACCACCAAAAUCCACAACCAAAAUCUUCUCAAUUUUAAUUUUAUGUUUUCCAUAUUUAAUAAAAAUUUGAUUUUUUUAUUAAUUUUUAAUUAAAUUUGGUUAUUGCAGUUACGACGUUGUUUUCUCGUCCCUUCCCCAAAUAAAAAGUCUGGCAUCAUCAUCAAUUCUUAUAAAUUGUGUCCCUUUUCAUGUUUCUGUUGCGAUCCGAAAAGGCUCUGGUUUCAUAAGUGCGCGUAGUCUUUGUCUUUGUCUUUGUCCUUGUCGUACUACUACUAAUAAUAAUACUAAUUUUCUCAAUCAUCUUCAUCUUCUUCCUCGUUGUUUUGCUACUCUUACUUCUCAAUCAUUAUUCAUGUCGAACAAUAACAUUUUGGUCACCGGCGGUGCCGGUUACAUCGGAAGCCACACCGUUUUGCAACUCCUCCUCGGUGGAUUCAAAACCGUCGUCGUUGAUAACCUCGACAACUCCUCUCAAAUUUCUAUUGAGAGAGUCCGAGAACUCGCCGGUGAUUUUGGCAAAAACCUUUCCUUUCAUAAGGUGGACCUCCGCGACAAACCAGCGCUUGAAAAGCUCUUCUCUUCAACAUCAUUUGAUGCUGUCAUACACUUUGCUGGGCUUAAAGCUGUUGGUGAAAGUGUGCAGAAACCAUUGCAUUACUAUAAUAAUAACUUAAUUGGGACUAUUACACUGUUGGAAGUCAUGGCUGCCCAUGGGUGCAAAAAGCUUGUGUUCUCAUCAUCAGCUACUGUAUAUGGUUGGCCAAAGGAGGUUCCAUGUACAGAAGAGUUCCCACUUUCUGCUGCAAAUCCCUACGGACGAACUAAGCUUGUCAUUGAAGAAAUAUGCCGUGACAUUUAUCAUUCAGACUCCGAGUGGAAAAUUAUACUGCUAAGAUACUUCAAUCCUGUUGGGGCACAUCCUAGUGGACGUAUUGGUGAGGAUCCCCGUGGAAUUCCAAACAACCUCAUGCCCUUUGUGCAGCAAGUUGCUGUUGGCAGGCGUCCAGCCCUGACAGUUUUUGGAACUGACUAUUCUACUAAAGAUGGAACUGGGGUACGUGACUACAUUCAUGUUGUUGACUUAGCAGAUGGACACAUUGCUGCAUUAUGCAAGCUAGAUGCUGCUAAAAUAGGUUGUGAGGUAUACAACCUGGGGACUGGAAAGGGGACAUCAGUGUUGGAGAUGGUUGCAGCAUUUGAAAAGGCAUCUGGAAAGAAAAUCCCUCUUGUGAUGGCUGGACGGCGACCUGGUGAUGCUGAAAUUGUUUAUGCAUCAACAGAGAAGGCGGAAAAGGAAUUGAAUUGGAAGGCGAAAUAUGGGAUCGAAGAGAUGUGUCGGGAUCAAUGGAAAUGGGCUAGCAAGAACCCUUAUGGCUAUGGAUCUCCCGACUCUGACAACUGAAAAGUCAUCCUAACUUAUGAUGCUUUCAAGAUUCGGUUUCUGUAAUCAUCUGUCACCCGUGGUGUCAAGCUUUUGAAGCCUUGAAAGAUCAGAUUAUUCAUAAAAACAAAAACAAAAAAAAAAAUAAAAAGAAGAAAAAAGGAAGAAAAAAAAAAUAUAUGAAAUACUGACAAACAAACUUUGUUUGGCAAGACAGAAAAAAGCUGAUAAUCGUUGUGGUGUUAUCUUCAUAGAUUACUAGGCCAGUUAGUCAUAUAUAUUUAUUCCCUCCAUAAUGGUUAAAUUAUUAGUAUAUAUACUUCCAUUGUCUAUCUGGGACGUAGUUGUCCCUCUAAACUUUUUCUUUUUCAUUCAGGUAUGAGUUUAUAUAGAAAUCCUAGUAAUGGAUGGUUCAGAUUUAUACAUUGUGAGAUGGGGUCCCACAGAAUGCAUCUUUUACUUGAUGUGACCCAAAAUCUGGUUGAAUCCCAUACAUUCUGAAAGUCGUUCAAUCUAA